Molecule: messenger RNA, 764 nt
Organism: Olea europaea var. sylvestris
Lineage: Eukaryota; Viridiplantae; Streptophyta; Magnoliopsida; Lamiales; Oleaceae
Exons: 2
Coding region: 219-464 (81 amino acids)
Source: RefSeq, a predicted model, not a curated record
CUGCGCCGUGGGUAGUACUGGUCAAAGUCAAAAGAAGAAAUCCCCAAUAUGUCUGAUUCAACUUCGAUCGUUCGUUCAUCGAAUUAACAUUUGAAGGGUAAUCUCUCUCAUUACCAAUUUCGAUUUCAAUUAUAUUACGUAUUCAUUACUGAUUGAUUCGAAAAGGUGAUUCCAAGGGAGCGGAGAAAUUAACAAUCAGUUGUGGUGAUUUUAAUAAAAUGGGGAAGAGAACUGCAGGAGCAGUGGGGGGCCGGCGAAGAAGGGAUGGCGAACCCGAAUCGGUGGGUGUGGUAACUCGGGCUGUGAACUCGGUGUUUGCAUUCGUCCGUUUAGCGGAAUUCGAGAUCCUAUUCGUACUUUUCUUCGUCGUCGCUUUCCUCAUUUUCAAAGAUCUGACCUCAAGACCUGAAUAUAAUCAGAUCCUAGUGAAGAAGCCUGGUGGCCCAGACUGGUGGCCAUACUAGAGUAGAGUGCGAAUGUAGUGUGCUGCGCAGGAAUUGUGGAAAACUACUUUCAAAUGUAUGAACUGUUUUCGUGUUUGUGGUUGUAGAUUGAUAUCAAGAUACUGGAUACAUCUUUACCUUGGGUCAUGGAUUGUCCACGUCGUGAAGAACUGAUUAAUUCCAUGUCAUUGUUUUGAAGUUUUUUCUUGUUAUAUUUUGGAGACAAAAGUUAUUAGAAUGUUUUUUUGCUUCUGUGUAUUUAUAAUUUUACAUAUUUUGUCAUUCAGACUGGGCGAGGAAAUGAGACUAGUUUGCCGAGAA